AUAUUAUUCAUUUUAAUUUAGAUGAUUCCUAUGUCUAAUAAUGUUUAUCUUCCCCCCUUCUUUCUAAAGGAAAGGUGCACCCACAACAUCCCUUACCAGUGUGGCUGUUACAAAAAUAAUUGCACAAGUCCUAGAGAAUAACAAGCUGCCUGGUGCUAUUUGCUCUCUAGCUUGUGGUGGAGCAGAUAUUGGCAUAGCAAUGGCAAAAGAUGAGCGAAUUGAUCUGCUCUCCUUCACGGGCAGCACCAAUGUGGGCAAGCAGGUAGCUGUGACAGUCCAGGAGAGAUUUGGACGAUGCCUGUUGGAGCUUGGUGGAAACAAUGCAAUUAUUGUAUUUGAAGAUGCAGAUCUCAACCUGGUCAUUCCAUCUGCCCUCUUUGCAGCUGUGGGUACAGCAGGCCAGAGGUGCACAACUGCUAGGAGGCUGUUUUUGCAUGAAAGCAUCCAUGAUGUAGUUGUGGAAAAACUCAUGAAGGCAUAUGCUCAAGUCCGUAUUGGAGAUCCAUGGGAUGCAAAUACCUUAUAUGGUCCUCUUCAUACAAAGCAAGCUGUUAAGAUGUUCCUUGAUGCAGUGGAAGUAGCCAAACAGCAAGGUGGUUCUGUUGUCUAUGGUGGGAAGGUUAUAGAGCGUCCUGGAAACUAUGUUGAACCAACCAUUGUGGUUGACCUUCCCCAUAAUUCUUCAAUUGUGCAUACAGAGACAUUUGCUCCUAUUCUCUAUGUGCUCAAAUUUAAGACAGAGGAAGAAGCUUUUGGUUGGAACAAUGGUGUGAAACAAGGCUUGUCCAGCAGCAUCUUCACUAAAGAUUUGGGCAGAAUAUUCCGAUGGCUAGGGCCCAAGGGGUCAGAUUGUGGAAUUGUUAAUGUCAAUAUCCCUACCAGUGGAGCUGAAAUUGGAGGUGCAUUUGGAGGUAAUAAACACACAGGUGGUGGAAGGGAAUCUGGUAGUGAUUCAUGGAAGCAGUAUAUGAGGCGAUCUACCUGCACAAUUAAUUACAGCAAAGAUUUGCCUCUUGCUCAAGGAAUCAAAUUUAAUUAAGAGGCAGGUGGAAACACUACCUUUGGUGAACCUUGCAGUAAGAAACCAAACGUCUAUUGAUUUCAAAUCCACAGACAACGGCUACCUGAAAUAUCAAGCAUCGAGGUUGUUUGUAACUGCUGCACUGGUCUCAUCCAGAAAAUUCAAAUUAUGUUAUGUACGCCAGUCAUGUUAACAAUGUGUCCAAGACUCUGAUUCUGAGCAGUGGAGAGCAGAUGAAGAGUUUGGCAGUGAAGUAGAAUUUGGAUUAUGAGCUACAAAAUUUGGAUUAUGCAUAAAUCCUAAAAUCCUAACUUUGCCACAUUGGCAGAACAAUGGCAGCCAAUGUGUUUGGAAAUAAUUUAUAUGAUAUUGGCUUCACUGCAGAAAUAAACUAUUUUAUAAAGCUCUUGUUA
This is a messenger RNA of Pseudonaja textilis, 1434 nucleotides long. Lineage: Eukaryota; Metazoa; Chordata; Lepidosauria; Squamata; Elapidae. The record is from RefSeq and is a predicted model, not a curated record.